UCGAGACCCUUCUUCAGUCCUAAUUGGACCGUUCUCUUCCCAAUGGGAGUAAAUCCAAUCACAGAGAAAGGUAUCAAUUAAGGUACUUGAAAAGUAAGGUUUUUUUUAAUAAUCCUGGACACAAUGUUUCUAUUUCUUUGCUUUUUACCAGAGCCAAUAGGGAAAAAUGAACUGGUUGACAUUCAUCUCCGAUCUUCUUGGAUCAGCAACAAAUUGCACAAGACUCGAGAAAGAUAUUUGGACGGAAUUCAUUUGAGAUUUGGUACUGUCCUUGACGCUACAGUUUCUGCCAAACUGCCCAGCCUGAUUAAAGAUAUCAAAACCAGAUUCACGAGAAGCAUACCAGGAUCGCAGAUCUCAUUUUACGCUCCUUGGAAUUGUAACACCAGUACUACAGUUUGCUCUGACCUUGUCUCAGCUUCCAAAUAUGCCGAUUAUGUACAUGUGACCUCAUUUGACGUGCAGAAGCAUAUGUGGACGGAUUGCUUUGCAAAGGCAGAUGCUCCCUAUCACAAGACCCUGACAGGAAUCUCCAGUUAUAUCAAAAAGGGCGUUAAUUCCAAGAAGAUAAUAUUGACCGUCCCAUGGUUCGGUUAUGAUUAUACUUGCAAUCGCUUUAUUGAGGUAAGAUGUUGCCCAUGUCUAGAUUUACCAGGACGUUGCCAGGACUCGAGGGCCUGA
Molecule: messenger RNA, 681 nt
Organism: Leucoraja erinaceus (little skate)
Lineage: Eukaryota; Metazoa; Chordata; Chondrichthyes; Rajiformes; Rajidae
Product: di-N-acetylchitobiase-like
Exons: 3
Coding region: 124-681 (185 amino acids)
Biological process (GO): carbohydrate metabolic process; chitin catabolic process
Cellular component (GO): extracellular region
Molecular function (GO): chitinase activity
Source: RefSeq, a predicted model, not a curated record